This is a messenger RNA of Chiloscyllium plagiosum (whitespotted bambooshark), 5956 nucleotides long. Lineage: Eukaryota; Metazoa; Chordata; Chondrichthyes; Orectolobiformes; Hemiscylliidae. The record is from RefSeq and is a predicted model, not a curated record.
AAUGACGUUAUGGUCGACGAUUGGACGGUGUGUGAACUGCCCGGAGCGAUUCCACACAAUGUGUAAACGUAAAGGGAACAACAGGGGUUGGGAGAAAAAAGAGGGAGUGAGAAUAUAAGCCACGGAAUCGGAGAAAACUCGGUUGAAAAGGAGGGGAUCGAAUUGCAGUGUUCGAGAGGCGAUCGAUUGCGGACUCUUACAGUUCUUACCAUUUGAAGUGUUGAGAUUACAAGUUUUGAGGGCUAUCGACUUUAUUAACUGGGUGCAUCAAGUGCAUUGGAAUACCGAAGCACUUAUUGGCACACACAACGGCUGUAAUGGAAGAUGAUGUAACAUUUCAUGAAUUAUAAUUUUGAGACAAGUUGGUUUUACCAGUUUUGUGUUGUGGUUGGAUCAAAGACUGAACAUCAGCUUUCAUCUGUGUAAAGAAUUGAUUCUGGUUUUCUUUUGGAUUAUAUUUGAAGACCAAAACCUGAUCAUUGGGGCUUUUACGUUUCAGAAUUCCAUCAUACUUGUGUUCCUUUCAAAUCUGGAAGAUGCCGAUCCUGAAGCAGCUUGUGGCCAGCUCCAAUCAAUCCAAACGACGCUCUCGUGUCGACUUGACUGCAGACAUGAUCAGUGCUCCUCUUGGUGAUUUCAGGCAUACGAUGCAUGUAGGUCGUGGGGGUGAUGUCUUUGGAGACACUUCAUUCCUUUCUAGCACAUUUGGAGCUGAAGGUCCUGCCGCUCCUCCUGAAGCGACACCCAAGCCAGGACUUCUCUCUCGGAAAUUCAGAAGCAGCAGCAAACGCUCUCAGUCAGUAACACGUGUUGAUAAGCGAGACACACUGACACAGAGUGAUUCGGCAAUAUUUGUAAAAAAUGCAGUGUCUUUGCCUCAACUCAAUGAUAAGACCAUGGAGCCAACUAAUCAGAUGGCCAAGAGCCUUUCAUCAAGUCCAAUAAAAAAGCUUGCAAGUGAACAGAUGGAAGAUGUACCUGUCAAUGGAGCUGCCAACACUAUUGAAAAUAAAUGUACAGAAUAUCAAGAUGAGCGAGAUUUUGGAGAUAUUACAGACCUUCCUACUUCUCUUUCCAGUGGUGGCUUUCCACUAAAGCAUGCUGAAUCCAUCAUGUCCUUUCAUGUUGAUCUUGGUCCUUCAAUGCUUGGUGAUAUUUUAAGUGUUAUGGAAAAAGAUACUUGGGAGAAUGAUGUUGAUCUUGGUUUUGGUGAUGACAAACAAGGACCUUAUUCUAAUUCACAAAAUGUGGCCAAAGAGAAGUUUGUAGAGGAGCCUACAGUACCAGCAAUAACCUUGCAAAGUAACAUUAAUAGUGUUGUAUACAGCACAGCAUCUGGGAGCCACUUAUCACAAGAUAGUGGUUCCAUGUCAAGUUUGGCAUCUGGGACUACAGAAGAGAGGCGAUCAGUUUAUGAGGGAGUUAGUCAUGGAGAUGUAGACAGUAUGAAAAAUAUUGCUGAAUCCAGAGAUGUUUUCAAAGAGGAAUCUGUGAACGAAGGAGAUGAAGAUUUUACCUUCAUGGAUGAAGAGGAUGAAAUCCGUGUGUAGAAUUGGCCUAUUUAGAUCGGAUUAUUUGCUUUUUAUUUUAAACAGGAUUUGGAGAAUGAGAUGACUUUAUCUGUCCUAGAACUUACAGCAUUAAUGAAUUAUGGCAGGAUUGCACUAGACUCUUACACCACAGACUCGAAAUAUAUUCUGUAAUAAAGGCUGUAACCAAAAUUCUUUAAUCCACAUAGGCCAGCAACAUCUGCAACGACUCAUGGUGGCUCACUGCUUAUGUUUUAUUCAACCAGAAUUAACCAUAUAUUAUGCACAUUCCUAAACACUGCAAGUACUAUGUUUGUGCUACCUUUAUAUGAAAAGUACAUGCUGGUAUCAAUCCUAUUUUAAUAUUUGCCAGUUCACUAAGUGAACCAAAGGACACUCUCUUUAGAAGAAGUCGCUUGUCUGAUUCCUGUAUCACUACUCAGCCUUAUUUGGAAUCUCUAGUUUAAGGUGCUCCAAUCCUUUGGUUAGCUUCCUUCUUCCUCCUUUAUCCUCCCUGGGGUGCUAUUCUUUCGGAUUUUGUUGUGGAAAGUUGCAAAAAUUAUGUGUGUUCAUGUAGUCUCUGUGAUACAUUCAACCUUUACCUGAGUGAGCUGGGUUUCACCAACUAUUUGGGUGCGAACUUAUUUCUCACAUGGAUAGCAGUUAAUUUUCUCAUAAUUUUUGUAACAUUCACAAGGAAAUACAGAAUAUCCUAACCUGUUAAUACUGUGCUAAUCCUGAACAUUAAAAUAAACUGUACAUUGCUCACUGUGGAAUACUAAUACACAUUAUGCUUCCUAAAUAUUCCAUCAUAUAUUUCAAUGAAAAGUAGUUAUGACCAGAGCACAAUGGUUUUUGGUACAUAAUCUAGAAUUGAUCUGUUUGAGUCUGUCACUGAAAUCUGCCAUUGACAUUUAUCACAUGUUAAUCCACUUGCACUUCAUUAAUUGGGGGCUGACUUUGAAUUGACCCCAAUAUAGCACAUGCAAGAUUGUUACAGGGUUAAACAUUACUCCAAGUCCCAACAUCCAAGUGUUAUCUCCCUGAAUUACAGCAAUAGUUUUACCUCAAAAGUACUUAAUUGUCUGCAAAGCAGUUUAGGACAUUUUAAAGUCAUGGAAAAUGCUACCCAAAUUAAAGUUCAUUACAAUAAGGGCCAGUUAGUGUAGCAUUUUCCAUCUACAUCUAAACUAUCUAACCUUUCUAAGGCUUAACUGCUUUCCCAUUACAAAUUAGAGGUCUACACUUGCCAUCUUUUCCCCUGCAACACCCCCACCCCCCCCCAAGCGAAACAAUUUCAUCAAGGCACAUUUCAUGUAUUUUAUAUGCAUGUAUUCCAUAGGCAUAGUAUAUUUGAAGGAGGGGACAAUCCCAUCUCAAGUCACAGAAUAACCACACUCAGCCAACCAGCUGGUUCUGUUAAGAGAAUUUACAACCCUCUUUUGCUGAGGCAAAGACUUUCGUUUAACUUUUCAAGACAAGUGUGCUAAUUAGGAUUGUAUGGACAUGCCUGCUGCUUACCUCUGCUUGGUAUCCCAUGAAAGAAAAUAUCCUGCUUAAAGAUUUUUAUGAAGGAUACUUAUACAUUUCUAUAUAUACAUAGAAUUAAAUCAUAUUGCAUGGGCAACUUUGAAAAUUAAACCAUGUCACAAAUGCUGCAUUUUAUUCUGACAGUGUAUUAUAGAAAUAACUCUUGGUUACACUGUUGAGACUUUUCAGUAUUAAUAUACAAAUUUAAGGUCCACUAUGCAUCAGAUAAUUAAUAAUUAUGUUUAUAAAUGCGUGUUUUAGAAUUCAAAAUGGCAGGAACAUAAUCCUUCAAUGCAGAAGUAAAGCAGUUUUUCUCCUAAGAAUAUUUUAUUCAACUGACUCAGUUUGAAAUAAGUGAAAUUAAAGUUACCCUUCUACAGAAAAUGAAAGUACCAACUUAUAAUUUCAAAUUUUCACAUUGUAAUAAACUAGUCACAUUUUGCACCAACACGUUUAUGAAUGCACUUCAAAUUUUGUUCCAGUGUCCAUCCCAGUACUGUUUUGGAGCAGGUCAAGAAACCAGUGAGUAGGCAAGCAGUCCUCCUGUGUGAAACAUCCAGGCAUCUAGUUAAAUCUAUACAAACUGGGCCUUAUGAUGUAUAAUUGAGUUUCCACUGAGCAUUGUGCAGCACUGCACCUCAAGCAGAUUAACUGGCAAUGUCCAUGGCAUCUGCUGGAAACUGUUUACAAAAAUACCAGGUAUGUUGCUUUAACGGUUUUUAUGCCUGCCUUGGAAUUGUGUGUUAAUGCUUCUAGUCCACACUUGUCCCACCUAAUCCUGUUGCUUGUACUUUCAUAGCACCACCACUGCAUCUAAUCAUUGGGUCCCACUUGUGCAGCUCCAUGUGCCAUUUGCUGGAAAUGGUUUCGGCCAGUUACCUAGUAAUGAAUUAGCAUUUUCCAAUUAGUUGGAUAAUAAGCCACUAAAUUGCUAAUUUUAAUUGCAAAGUUACUUGUAUUAUCAAGGAGCAAUACAGUGUUCAUAAAGAAACAUGUUAUGGAAUUACACAAUUUUUUUGAGAGAUGAUCUCACAUUUCUUAACCUUAGUUGUGGUGGUGAAUUUGGCCAAAUCAUCCACCAUGGACAAAUCUAAUAACUAAACUUUCCUUUUGUUGAUGAAAAAUUAAAUUUUUGCUUUGGUGUACAAUUAAAUGUUUUGAUACCCUGAAAUGAUUUCAAUCUUUUGUUGCCUUGUUUCCUUAAUUUUCUAAUGCAGCAUUAUUCUAUAUAAAGCACCCCGAAGAUGAAUACUUUUCAAAAGGUAGAAAUCCGUAGUGCCUUGUGAUAUUAAUUUUCUUUUCCAAUAAUUCAUAUUACAGAUCAAUGUAGUGGAGAAAGAACAGAAUUUUCUUUGAUCCUUUUAAAAUUGGACAAAGGGAAUUGCAUUUUUCAGGAAUGUGUCUUCCUGUUGCUGAUGUUGCACAAUGUGUUGCUUUAUAGCCUAAAUUUUUCGUUUUAAAAUUUAAGCUAUUAUGUGGUGAUUGGUCAUGGUACCUACCAUGAAUGCUGGAAUAUAUGAGACAAAUUGCCAUAAAACACUCUCUUUUGUGCAGAACAGUAUUUAUCUUCAACAUCGUAAUCAUGUACAUCUUCGUGCCACUUAAAUGUUUUGUGUUGUGAAAUGUUUGGUCUAGUCUAGAGUGCUUUUGUUCAGCAUGUUGAUCGUUGCUCAUGUUCAAGAUGACAGUUGUGCACACAGUCCAGCGCACUGCAUUAAUGGCAUGUUUAAUAGGAAAUGUGAAAAUUAAUACUUUAUUUGGGGAGCAGUUCAGAUGUUGACACAAUUGUUCUCUAGACAAGACUUGAGGUGAGAUUAGAGGACAGUGCUGUAUGUUUUGUAUGUAAUAUAGCUUCAACACUAAAUUAAUUCUCAUGUGUUUUAUCAAGAGAAGUCCGUGUACAUAAGUUGUUUCUAUUCCAUGAUGUAAACUGCAGAACACAUUAACUUAAGUAUCUUUUUUAAAAAUCAAUUUGAUUACCUUUAAAAUUGGCUUGCUCAGUGGAGGUUAGUUGGAAGAAACUGACCAGACCAUACCAGCAGAAAAAUGCAACAAAAUGUUUUUCUUCAUAGGUCAGAGAUAGUUCUAUACACUAACUUCAGUUGAUGGUUAUUGUUUAAAUAAUUAAAGAAAAUUGCAACAGGUAAAGUUUUAAAAUAAAAUGUUAGAAACAUUCAACAAAUUGGUAUCUUUGGAUAGUGAUGUUUAUGUACAGUAAAAUAGUGCAUGGGUAAAGGACAUGUGAAAACUUUGUUCUUUUGCACUAACUGUGCAAAACUUGUAGGUAGGUACAGUCGCUGUUGAUGCAGAAAACCACUGAAAAGAUGUAUUAGAAGGUGUUUUUCUGUAAACUGAACUGAUGUGGAUAAUCUGGAAUUGGGAGAAUUGAGCAGAAACUUAAAUAUUCAAAAAAUGAACUAAAGGUUCUCUGUUAAACUGGUCCUUGAAUGUAAUGCGCAAAGAAAUAAAUUGAAACUUACCACUAAAGUGAUUUUGUUUGCACAUGACCUGUUUUGCUAAAUCUUUUAACAAAUCCAAUUGUGCCAAAUAUUUAAAGAACUUGUGUUGCUAAAAUAUACUCCAGCUGUGAAGUGCUCUCUUCUCUGCUUUUCCCAAACACACUUAACCACAGAGGUACUACAUUGUAUGUGUAUAUGUAUUGGGUUCACUUUUUCUUAUUAUUGUGUAAUUUGUUUUGGAUGAAAGUAAUGAAAUAAACUGACAGGUUUUUCUUUCAUGGUUUUAUUUUUGAAUUAUCAGUACUAAAACCUAUUUGGUACUAUCGCUGAUUUCACUGACAACCUAUUAUUUUUAAAAGCUUUGUCAUAUCAGUAGUAAACUACAAUAGUUUAUUGUUUAUUGCAGAGGGAGUUGAUUAAUAAACUGUAUGCAGAUAA